AACCCAUUUCUCUCUUCUCCUUGGACACACACACACGCACACGCACGCACGCACGCACGAGUGAGAGAUAUGUUUGCCGUGGAGAAUGGGUUGCAGGGAGACCCAAGAUUAAAGGCCAUCUCCGACGCUAUUCGCGUCAUCCCUCACUUCCCCAAGACUGGGAUCAUGUUUCAGGACAUAACAACUUUGCUGCUGGAUCCAGUUGCCUUCAAACAUGUUGUUGAUAUCUUCGUUGAUCGUUACAAGCACAUGAACAUCUCUCUCGUUGCUGGAGUUGAGGCUAGGGGGUUCAUAUUUGGACCUCCCAUCGCAUUAGCCAUAGGUGCUAAGUUCGUCCCACUACGCAAACCGGGAAAACUACCCGGGAGAGUGAUAAGCGAAGAGUACGAGCUUGAGUAUGGAAGUGAUCGUCUAGAGAUGAGUGUGGAGGCUGUCAAAUCAGAUGAACGAGCUCUCAUCAUCGACGAUUUAGUAGCCACCGGUGGGACACUCUCCGCUUCCAUUAACCUCUUGGAGCGCGCUGGGGCUGAAGUUGUAGAAUGUGCCUGCGUUGUUGGUUUGCCUAAGUUCAAGGGGCAGUGUAAGCUGAAGGGAAAGCCGUUGUACGUUCUGGUGGAGCCAAGAGAGUUUGAUGAUAUAACCUUAUACAAUUAAGCCUUUUUAUCCAUUGGCGAGCGAUAUAUGGUCGUCAUCUCCAUCUAUAUUUCCAAAUUUCGCGAACUAGAUAAAUUGUAAUAUCAACGGUUAUGUCAAUAAUAUAAUCGAUAUCUUGCAAUGAAAAUAAUGAUUAUAUUCUAUUAGGAUUCAAUGUGGAAUGAUUCAUGCUAGUUACACAAGCUACCCUUUUUAUGUAUGUAGUUAAAAGCUUUAAGUUUUGGUACU
Messenger RNA from Camelina sativa (false flax), 882 nucleotides. Its product is annotated as adenine phosphoribosyltransferase 2. Gene Ontology annotation, cellular component: cytosol; cytoplasm. Gene Ontology annotation, molecular function: adenine phosphoribosyltransferase activity. Gene Ontology annotation, biological process: adenine salvage. NCBI's taxonomy places the organism in Eukaryota, Viridiplantae, Streptophyta, Magnoliopsida, Brassicales, Brassicaceae. The record is from RefSeq and is a predicted model, not a curated record.